ACCUCUAGUUUCCUUGCUCUAAUCUUUAUACUCCCGGUUUCUAGUCGUCAUGCGAGCGAGAAAGAAUGAACGUAUUUUCUUUAUCAUUGACAACCUGACGAACUUCCUUUAUCCACGUGGGCGACCGCAGUAAAAGCUGCGUGACAACAGCCGAGGAUUUCUUCUAAGUGAAUCAAUCCGGAUGGGUUUCAACGACAGCGUGUAACAGUAUCGCUUUCACGCUGUAUAAUUUUAGGUUAUGCUCGACGCGAUACUUUCUUAUGCUAUCUUAUGUUGAAACCAAGGAAAGCAAAAGUUAUGGUAACGAUGAUAUCGUGAGUGGGACGCUUUUCAUUUUUGGACGAUUAACGUAUGCAGUAAUGUGAUGAUUUGUUAACAAUCUAUGCUUAAGCUUUUAACAGGGUGAAUUUUUUACUUUAGGAAUAUGACACGUUCACACGUAAAAUACCAAAUUGCUAGAAAUGAUGUCGAUGUAACCGAGUACUUGCCACAAAAUGUUCCAGAUUUUCAAAAUAUAACAAAGCCAGAGUCUACAUUUGGCAGAAAAGCAUUAUAUAUAUUUUUAUUAAUCUCCGCUUACUUUAUUUUGUCGAUAGGCCUUACAUUUUAUAAUCCAUGGCUUUACAACGUAUAUGGAUUUAAUUUUCCACUUGGCGUAGUAGUUUGCCACUUGGUCAUAAAGUUCGCACUGUCCGCAUUAAUAAGGUGCAUCAGAAGAUGUUACAAUGGUAAACGAAUAAAUCUUCCAUGGCAGAAUAUUAUUUGCUCAUUAAUGGUACCUGGCAUAGCCAGUGGUGUCGAUAUUGGUUUGUCAAAUUGGGCUCUUUCAUUGAUCUCGAUAUCUUUAGUUACCAUGACUAAAUCAACCACCAUUAUAUUUAUUCUUGGAUUUUCUCUUCUGUUCAAAUUAGAAAAAAAGUCAUGGUCUCUAGUAGGGAUAGUGGUGAUGAUAGCAGGAGGAUUAGCAAUGUUCACUUAUAAAUCUACCCAAUUUGGCAUUGUUGGCUUUAUAUUGUGUCUUUUGGCAUCGUUUGCAAGUGGUAUUCGAUGGACUAUGACACAACUCAUUAUGCAAAGAUCCAAACUUGGCCUCCACGAUCCGAUAGACAUGAUGUAUUAUAUGCAGCCCUGGAUGCUAUUACCCGCGAUAUCAGUAACUUUAUGGUUUGAAGGUAGCAGAAUAUAUGAUGGUAUUAGAAUCACUGAUUGGGCCAAUAUUGGUAGCAUUUUAUUAACUGCAGGUGCUAUAGUAGCAGGUGCCAUUUUAGCAUUUAGUAUGGAAGUGAUGGAAUUUUUAGUUGUUACUUAUACCUCUAGUCUGACAUUGUCAAUCUCGGGAAUAUUUAAGGAAAUAUGUACAUUAGCGCUCGCCUUUGUGUUGAAAGGUGAUCAAAUGACUAGCCUUAACUUCAUAGGAUUAUUAAUGUGCCUUGGUGGUAUAAUACUUCACGUUAUCCAGAAGGUAUUACUUAAUAGAAAGAAAGUAGUUGAUAAUAUGGAAAUGCAAUCAAAAGUGGCAAGCAGUGGUACUAAACAUGAAGAGGGAACUGAUUCGAAUGUGCCAUUAUUGACAGAAAAGUCAACAUCUUUAAUGAAUCUUCUUAAUGCUGAAUUUAGUUCAGAUGAGGAUGGUAAUUUGAGGGAGAGUGAUAACUCGACCCAAAUACUAUCAGAUAUUUUACAACGCAGAGAACAGUGAUACGUCGUGAAUUUUUAGACCUAAUAUGAGGAAUAUUUUUUUACUAAGGAGAACAUUCCAACAAUGUAUAUUUAUGGCUUGCGUAUAUUUAUAGCAGUUUAUAUUUUUCCAGUUUACAGUGAAUAAUGAAGUUGCUGACAACAUAAAUUUUACAUCACAAAUUUGUUAACAAUUAACGUUAAAAAACAUGUGGUGAUCUUGGAUAUCUUUUUUAAGUAUCUUUUAAAUUCUCCUAUAGGUAGGUUCCGUCUUACAAUGGUCCAUUUAACGAUUUUUCACAUUCACAACUUUUUCAAAAACACUUAAGUAAUUACCGUAAGUAUAAAUAAACAUGUAUUUGAAAAACAAUUUCUUAUUUUAAAAAAGCAUUAUUAGUACAUACUUGGGCAAAUGAUGUUAAGUUUAGAAUUUCUAUUAUUUAUUCAUAUAUUAUAAAUUUGUUUUGUUUCACAACUUCAUUUUACGAUUUUGUUUCACUGGAAUCUUACCUGACCUGAGGUCGUUAAACGGAUCCUAUGUUUAUAUGAUGUGAAGUAUUUAAUGCAUCACAAAAAAAGUUAAUUAACCAUAUAAAUAUAUGUUUGUGUGCUGUGAAAUGUUAAAUAUAAGAUUACCCGAUGCAUUUCUAUAUAUUAUCGCAUAAGGAUAAGAUAAAAAUAUCUUAAAAAAUUGCGAAGUACAAACAUGAAAGUGUGAAAUGGACUUUGUUAUAUUUUUUGAUAUUAGUAGAAAAAUGUCGCUACGUAUGAAGACUUAUAAAUUAUUAUUAUUAAUGUUAUUUUAAGUAUUAUAAACAAGAGCUUUACUAUGCAAUAUUUUAACUCAUUUAAAUUAUUGUGUGCAUUAUGUGUGCGUAUGCAUGUGUAUGAAUAUAUGUACAGAAGAUAGUGCUGCGAGGUCAACAAACUUCAAGAAACGAUAGAUCUCACAGAAAGGACCAUAUGUAUUUAUAUACACACAUACAGAGUUGGAAGUUACUUUAUAAAAGUAUGUAGUUCUAGUU
Vollenhovia emeryi is the source of this 2702-nucleotide messenger RNA. Its product is annotated as solute carrier family 35 member C2. Gene Ontology annotation, molecular function: antiporter activity. Gene Ontology annotation, biological process: UDP-glucose transmembrane transport. The transcript has 8 exons. NCBI's taxonomy places the organism in Eukaryota, Metazoa, Arthropoda, Insecta, Hymenoptera, Formicidae. The coding region runs from base 425 to 1699 and encodes 424 amino acids. Gene Ontology annotation, cellular component: endoplasmic reticulum-Golgi intermediate compartment; Golgi apparatus; cis-Golgi network. The record is from RefSeq and is a predicted model, not a curated record.